Molecule: messenger RNA, 2134 nt
Organism: Haplochromis burtoni (Burton's mouthbrooder)
Lineage: Eukaryota; Metazoa; Chordata; Actinopteri; Cichliformes; Cichlidae
Product: 5-beta-cholestane-3-alpha,7-alpha-diol 12-alpha-hydroxylase
Exons: 2
Coding region: 320-1885 (521 amino acids)
Molecular function (GO): iron ion binding; heme binding; sterol 12-alpha-hydroxylase activity
Source: RefSeq, a predicted model, not a curated record
UAUGAAACAUUCAGUCUGUAAUGAAAAUCAGCUGGCCUCGAUACCUCCGAUCUUUCGUCGGGGAAUAAACGGACGAGAAUGGAUUUCUGCUGCAUGCCAGAUGUUAACUGAUUGAAGAACUCAGUUCCAGAGAAAUUUGACACUAACUUCAAAGACCAUUUACGGGUUGUUGAUCUUGAUUUUAAGGAUGUUUGAAUAUUAUCGGAUUGCAUAACGGACUAUUUAGUUAUCAGUUCCAGGAAAGCUGAAACCCGUUGGGCUUGUCAGAGGGGAGGAGCAAAGGUCUGCUCAUUAUAGCAGACCUGAAAGUUUCCUUCAGAUGAAUCUGUGCUGGUUAACUGAAUCAGUCAUGGAGCUGCUGCUGCCGAUACUUCUUGGCUUUCUUGCUUGUCUGGUCGGAGGGCUGUACCUUCUCGGAGUGUUCAGACAGCGGCGACCAGGAGAACCCCCCCUCGAUAAAGGGCUCAUUCCUUGGUUGGGUCAUGUCUUAGAGUUUCGCAGGAACACCUUGAAGUUCCUAGAGAGAAUGAAGAAGAAGCACGGUGAUAUAUUUACAGUACAGCUGGGAGGGUUUUAUAUUACAUUUGUCCAGGACCCUUUUUCAUUUGGGGGGUUCAUUAAGGAGAGUCGGGACAAACUGGACUUUCAAAAGUUUGCAGUACACCUGGUGCACAGAGUGUUUGGAUACAAAGCUGUUGAAGGGGAGCACAUUGUUCUCCACAAUUCCAGCAACAAGCAUCUGAAGGGGGAAGGUCUGCAAGAACUGACCCAGUCUUUUAUGAGUAAUUUGCAGAACAUGAUGUUGCACAACAUUGGAUCAGCUGCAGAGGACAGGACCUGGAAAGAAGAUGGACUGUUCAGGUACAGCUACAAUGUUGUUUUCAGAGCUGGAUAUUUGGCCUUGUUUGGCAAUGUGCCACCCAAGUCAGAACAAAGUGAGGAGAAAGCCAAAGAGAAAGACAGAGCUGAAUCAGAAGCUUUAUUUCAGGAGUUUCGUAAAUAUGACCAGCUCUUCCCCAGACUGGCGUAUGGGGUCCUCCCACCGAUGGAAAAGUUGGCUGCAGAGAGGUUGAAGGCAUACUUCUGGGAUGUUCUGUCAAUACUGAAAAUGAAAACCAAGGACAAUAUCAGUGGCUGGGUGUGGGACAUACAGCAGGGUAAAGAGGAGAUGGGCAUCGAUAUGUCAAUGAUAAACAGAUACAUGUUUGUGCUUCUUUGGGCCUCUCAGAGCAACACAGGGCCUUCUUCAUUCUGGCUGCUGCUCUUCCUCAUGAAACACCCAGAAGCCAUGAAAGCAGUGAAGGAAGAGGUGGAUAAAGUUCUGAAAGAAUCUGGACAGGAGGUCCGGCCUGGUGGUCCUAUGGUCAACCUGACCCGUGAAAUGCUGUUGAAAACACCGAUCCUGGACAGUGCUGUUGAAGAGAACCUCCGACUCACUGCUGCACCCCUCCUCACCAGGGCAGUGAUAAAGGACAUGACCUUCAAGAUGGCUGAUGGGCGUGAAUAUUUACUUCGCAAGGGUGACAGAAUUGCAAUCUUUCCUUUCAGUUCUGUCCACCAUGACCCAGAGAUCCAUCCUGAGCCGCACUCAUUCAAAUAUGACCGCUUCCUGAAUCCAGACGGGACCAAGAAAACUGAUUUUUACAAAGCAGGAAAGAAGGUAAAAUAUUACACCAUGCCCUGGGGAUCUGGGGUCUCCAUGUGCCCUGGCCGUUUCUUUGCCACCAAUGAGCUGAAACAGUUUGUUUUCCUCAUGUUGGUCUAUUUUGAACUUGAGCUGAUGAAUCCGGAUGUGAAGAUACCUGAAAUUGACCUCAGUCGAUACGGAUUUGGGACGAUGCAACCUGUCAGAGAUGUCCAGUUCAGAUUCAGACUCAGAUAUUAAGACAGUCAGAUAAAAAUGAAACUGUGAUUUUCUUUUUCUUUGGAUCAAGAUGGUUUGAUGAGCACUUCCAAACUAUGGAAGCAGAUUUAAAUCUAAAGUUUUUGACAUGUUGGUCAACUGUAACAAUUCAAUAUGCAAAUGCACUGAUAUUCCAGACAGCUAUAUGUAUAUUGAACACAUUCUGAUCAUAACUCUUCUUCUUUAAGUAAUUUGCAGAUCAGCAAUCAGAUUAAAUCCAGUUAGAAAUGA